UGACGUAGCAGACAGGAAGAUCGAUAGAAAAACGAAAAUAACGAUGUAUUGAAAUGUGAAAAUAUUGAGUUUUGAAGUAUAUGUAUAAAUCUCUGAGUAUUGAAAGUCCUUGUAAUUGGUAACAAUGUAUAAUGGUAUAGGGUUAACAACUGCCAGAGGUAGCGGUACCAAUGCUUACGUUCAGAAAAAUCUCUCCUUUGUCAGAAACCACAAAGACAGGGUAGACUACAAGUCAGAGGAAGAACUGAAAAAGUUGGAACAGUCCAUGAUAAAACAGCCAAAUAAGGAGAUACUUGAUCAUGAUCGUAAACGAAAAGUGGAACUGAAAUGUCUGGAAAUGCAAGAAUUGAUGGAAGAACAAGGGUAUUCACAAGAUGAAAUUGAAAAGAAAGUGUCCAUGUUUAGAACCAUGUUGAUCAAUAAAGAAGGUGUGACUGAGGGAGCACUUGACAAAGAUGAACAUGGACGACCAAUAGCAAAAGAAACUCAUCAGAUUGCUGAGGCAAACCAAGAGAAAAACAAAAGAUUGAAGGAAGCCUUUGGUAUUAGUGAAUAUUAUGUUGAUGGCUCAUCAUUGGAUCCUAACAGAAAGGCAAAGGAAGAGGAGGCAAAGGCUGUGGCUAUGGCACAGAAAAAAUAUGCAAUUGUUAGAGAUUCUAGUUCAUCGGAAAGAUCUGUUUCCCCCACACCAAAGAAAAAGAAGAAAACAAAAUCAAGGGAAGAUAGUUCAGACAGAGAAAGUCGGAGAGAGAGAAAGAAGCACAAGAGUAAGAAACACAAACAUGAUCGUUCUGAAUCUAAAAAGUCGAGAAAUAAACAUAAGAAGAGAAGGAGUAAGAGGAGAGGAAAGAAACGCAAGCGAUCUGGUACCCCUAGUUCUGUGGUUUCGGGAGGCAGCUUAUCAGAUCAUGACAGUUCUUCAGAUGAGGAUAUAAACCAAAAUAACAAAACUACAGUAAACAAACAACGAGAGGAGAGCAUAGAUGACAGAAAAUCUCCAUCAUCUGAAGGCAAACAAAAAAGGCAAAGGUCAAGGUCAUCAAGGAGGUCAUCUUCUAGGUCAACAACAAGAUCCCACAGCCCAAGAAAGAAACAUAAAGAAAAUGGAAACAAGCAUAGACAUGACAGAAGCUCUGUUGAAAGAUCUCCAGCCAGUCACAGAUCUCUAUCCAUUACCAAGAAGAAAUCAAACAGUAGAUCUAUAAGUUAUUCUCCAGAAUCAAGGUCAAAGAGAAAAUCAUCUUCUAGACGAUCCAGACAUUCAAGACAUCACAGUAGAACUAGCUCAAGAAGUCGCUCAUCAAGGUCAGGGUGUUCUGUUUCCAGGUCUAGGUCAAGAAGCAGAAGUUAUUCAGCUAAAAGACACAGUAGAAGCUCAUCUAGAUCAAGGUCAAGAAGUUACUCCAGAGGUCGUCAUCAUAGUUACUCACGGAGUCGUUCUCGUGAAAGAAGCACUUCCAUUAGACGUAGACGUGGUUCACCAAGUCAUUUAGACAGAAGAAGAAUAACCAGUGCCAGAAAGCGUCCUGUACCAUACUAUAGACCAAGCCCUCCAUCUCCCAGUUCUAUAAGUAGUGAUGACUCAUAUUACAGAUACAGGAAGUCACGGAAGGGUUCACGAUACCGUAGUCUCAGCCGUAGUGUACCACUCCGACGGAAAAGAAGUUGGAGUCGGACAUCAGACUGAUUGAUAGAAAUCUUCAAAUAAUCAUGUUGUCUUUCAUCAGCUUGUAUCUGUGUUAAACUUUGAUUUUAUGCAAUAAUUUAUGUUCUAAUAGCGUACAAAUUGUAAGGGUCAUUUUAGAGACAAUAAUCUACUCUAGGUCAAAUAAACUCACAUUCUCUAUGAUAUAUAUUUGAAACAACAAAUUUUAAUAAGUUUAAUUACAUAUAUUUAUAACUGGAUCUUACACAUUUUGAAUUUGUAAUGGUUGUUUAAAAUUCAUGAAAAAUGAUAUGAUUUAAACUCAUAUUUUGACAAUCAAUGCAUUUCUGCAUUUCAAAAUUGUCCCUUGCCUUCACACCAUUCUACUUCAAAGUAUUCAAAUUUCAGUGAAAUAAUAUCCUUUCCUAAAUGAAAGGAAAUCAAAUGGUCAAGGUUCUUCUUUUUGUUUGGACUAAUGCUACUUAAGCCUAUAAGUAUAAAUGGUAUAUGAUUUCAGUUAUGUUUUAAGAAAUGUUUUCCAUUUGCCAAAAUGCAUUAUUAAUAGCUCAAAAUGUUUUAAUUCUCAAAGUACAAACUAUGGUAUGAUUUAUUUUCAAAAUAUUUCUGAUAUUAACCUUCUUGGAAUUUGAUAACAGGUAUACCUUCUUUUCAUGUUUAGUCAUAUACACUUUCAUUUCAUGUAGAUUACAAGCCUAUUAUACAAGAAUUAAUCUUUUUAUUUGUGAAUAUUUGCAGACAUUAAUGUUAGAAUAUACAGAUCAUAUUUAGAAGGUUCCACUGAUUUGAGCUAAUAUUUUUGAAAUACUGAGUUAUUUUUUGACUGUGUUCAUCAAAUCACUUUAUUACAAUUGUCUGGAUUUGUUGAAUAAAUCUCCCGAAUUAUUGUCUUGAACUCAGAUUAAAGUCAGAGGAUAGUAUACCUAAGUGCACUGCAGCACAUUUGUAUUUAAACUGGUUUGGAUUUUUUUAAAGAAAAAUUGAGCACUUGGAAGUUAAAUAUUUAUUGAAAUCCAUGCUUGAUUCUGUAGUCUGAUCAAAAAUCCUGUACAUUCCAUAUCAUUGACAAUAAUAUUCAGUGUUUUAUAUAUAUCAACUAUUCAGUAUUUGUAUUUUUUUCUAGUCAUUCCACUAACUUUUAUAACUUAGUUAUUUUUACCUGUAUAGUAUUGUUAUUUUAUUUAUUUUUGGCACAUGUUGUGGGUAUUUUACAUAAUUGUUGAUAUUAAUUUUUACAUGUUGAUUUUAUCUUGCUCAUGUAUUUUUUAUGUUAAAAAUAGAUCUAUUUAAUACAUUCCAGAAACAUGUUUAAUCUUCCAUGAUCAAUAUAGUUUUAUAUAAAUUGGAAAACAUCUGAAAAAGUAUGAAAUAUGUAUGGGAAAAAAUUACAUUUUUUUCAAUUUGGUGUAUUCAAGACUUUUAUUCUUAUCACAUGAUGUUAUUUUUGGUCCGAGGGGGAUAACUCCCACAUGUUUCUUAUAAGAAAUGUACAAGGCUAUAGUUGUGGAAUAUAUAAUACUAGUAGAUCACUUUAACUAGUAUAAUUUUAUUAUUUAGUUGUAUGGGAAUUCCAAGAAUAGUUUUAACAGUAAAAAUUGAUUUACAAUUUACAAAUAAUAUUAUGUGACUACAUUGAAUGUACAGAGUCAUCUUUCAUUUCACAUGUCAUGCAUUUUUAUAAGCAUGAAAAUAAAAUGUUUUAAAUGAAAAAUAAAAAAAGUUGUUGAUA
This is a messenger RNA of Mytilus californianus (California mussel), 3392 nucleotides long. Its product is annotated as serine/arginine repetitive matrix protein 2-like. Gene Ontology annotation, molecular function: mRNA binding. The record is from RefSeq and is a predicted model, not a curated record. The transcript is spliced from 13 exons. Bases 125 to 1687 code for a protein of 520 amino acids. Lineage: Eukaryota; Metazoa; Mollusca; Bivalvia; Mytilida; Mytilidae.